Molecule: messenger RNA, 591 nt
Organism: Hibiscus syriacus
Lineage: Eukaryota; Viridiplantae; Streptophyta; Magnoliopsida; Malvales; Malvaceae
Exons: 4
Coding region: 1-591 (196 amino acids)
Source: RefSeq, a predicted model, not a curated record
AUGGAGGUUGCCGCCGACGAGGACAUUGAGGUUGUCUCCGAAGAACCAAUAUCAUGGCUGCCUUCUCAUGUUCUCCAUGAACCAUUAUCAGAAACCCAGAAAACAAAGGAUGCUGUUAAGUACCAUUAUCAUCACCAUCCUUCAAAGCUUCCUACUGAGCCUUUCCCUCCGAACCCAAAGAGUAGCUGGAGAAGGCAUGAUCAGAAACAAAGAUACUGGGGCCACUGGGCAUCGGGAGUUGGUGGAAUGCAGGCGUUUUUCUCGCAUUCUGGUAAUAAAUCAACAGGGACAGGCGUUUUCCUUCCUCAAACUCAGUACAACAAUACUUUUCACUCUACCAGACGACCAGCUUGCUCUCCGGUUCUACUCCCUUCCCGAGUUGUUCAAGCUCUCAACCUCAAUGUUUAUGAAUUAAGCCUCCAAAUCUCUCCUCACACAGAUCCCAAGAAUAAUAAUACGAGUACAAGAGGUGGAGAGUGGAAUUCAUUCAACAAUAAAAAUGGCAAGGAUGUAUCAUCCAAACGUUGCGUUAGUGGAAAUGAAAAUUCUUCGGCGGCCGACAUAUUUCUUCCUGACGAAUGGACUUACUAA